AUGAAAAUCCUGCUUUGUGACCUUCUGCUGCUCAGCCUCUUUUCCAGCGUGUCCAGCAGCUGUCAGAAGGACUGCCUGACCUGCAGAGAGAAGCUCCACCCAGCUCUUGACAGCUUCAAUUUUGAGGUGUGCAUCCUCAAGUGUGAAGCGAAGGUUUUGGCCAGCCCUUUCUGGACUCCAUGCACCAACGUCAUGGGCAGGGGAUCCAGGCAACUCAGCUCUGCUGACUCAGAGCAUGUGGCGGCUGCUCUUUACCAGCCAAGAGCCUCCGAGAUACAUCUGAAGCGAAUGCCCCGUAUCAGGAGCCUGUUCCAAGUGCAGAAAGGGACAGAGCCUGGCAUGCAUGAGGCUGGAGAGAUGGAGCAGAAGCAGCUACAGAAGAGGUUCGGGGGCUUCACUGGGGCCCGGAAGUCGGCCCGGAAGUUGGCCAACCAGAAGCGGUUCAGUGAAUUUAUGAGGCAGUACCUGGUCCUGAGUAUGCAGUCCAGCCAGCGCCGGCGCACCCUGCACCAGAAUGGUGUCCGGGUCAUCCCCAAAACAGCAUGUCUCCAGCCCCAGACCUGCCGGCUGGGGACCAGGAUUCCCUCUUCCCCAAGGCACUGA
Molecule: messenger RNA, 603 nt
Organism: Diceros bicornis minor
Lineage: Eukaryota; Metazoa; Chordata; Mammalia; Perissodactyla; Rhinocerotidae
Gene: PNOC
Product: prepronociceptin
Exons: 3
Coding region: 1-603 (200 amino acids)
Biological process (GO): sensory perception; neuropeptide signaling pathway; chemical synaptic transmission
Cellular component (GO): plasma membrane; dendrite; axon terminus
Molecular function (GO): opioid receptor binding
Source: RefSeq, a predicted model, not a curated record